AUGUCAGAAUCUCGAUUGACGCAAUUCGUUCAACGAGUAAUGACUCCAUUCAAUAUGCAAUGUAAUACAUGCCACGAAUAUAUUUACAAAGGAAAAAAGUUUAAUAUGAAAAGAGAAACUGUCGAGGGAGAAGAUUACCUCGGCCUCAGGCUUUUCCGGUUUUACUUCAAGUGUCCAAACUGCUUAGCGGAAAUUACGUUCAAAACUGAUUUGGAAAAUUGUGAUUAUCAAAAUGAGCACGGUGCCACUCGAUUGUUCGAAGCGAUGAAGCUCUAUCAAGAUGCUGAGAAGGCUAGAGAAGCGCAAGAAGAAGAAGACAAAAAGGAUCCGAUGAAAAUGCUUGAAAAGCGAACUAUGUUGAGUCGUGCAGAAAUGGAAGCUAUGGGAAAUCUCGAAGAUCUACAAGAGAUCAGUAGGAACAAAGAGGCUGUAGAUGUGGAUGGUUUUCUAGAGGCCACAAAACCAGUACUAUCAAUACCUGAGCAAUUAAAACUGCAAGAGGAGGAAGAUGAGGCUCUAAUCAGGAAGGUUUACGGUAAAACUGCUGAUGGAAAGAUAAUGAAACGAAUAGAAGACGACGUGAAGGAGGAGGAGGAAGAAGAUGAAGAUCUUAGUAAACCUGGUACAAGUGGAUAUAUAUGCAAGUUUCCUGAUCCUCCAGAUGUUAAGCCGUUCGAUAUAAAACCGAAUUUUGCCAAGGAUCCACCUAAACGUGCCAAUGAUCAAAAGUCCUUGCUAUCGAAGAUGGUGAUCGUGAAGAAAAAGAAGAGGGCCGAGUCUCUGAUGGGAUCGUGGAUGACACGUGAAAAUCGCCGACCACCACGCCCCAUCAUUUUCGGCGACAGAAUGCCCAGUACGCCACCGGUAUCGAAGACCUGCAAAAGUUUGAAGAGGUCGGGAAAAUUGGAAUUCGAGAGAGCAUUUACUAGUUAG
Molecule: messenger RNA, 933 nt
Organism: Haemonchus placei
Lineage: Eukaryota; Metazoa; Nematoda; Chromadorea; Rhabditida; Trichostrongylidae
Source: the annotation of a GenBank genome assembly